This is a messenger RNA of Rotaria socialis, 282 nucleotides long. The record is from the annotation of a GenBank genome assembly. Lineage: Eukaryota; Metazoa; Rotifera; Eurotatoria; Philodinida; Philodinidae.
AUGAUUGAUGAAGAACAAUAUAUUUGCCGAAGUUAUGAUCUAGUCAAUUUUAAUCAACAAUUGAUUCGUAAAUUGAAACAACUUCAAAGAGAAUACGAACAACAAUUUAAUCGUACAGUUCAGAACGAAGAAAAUCAAAUACGACCGCAUGUAUACCAAUUAGUAACAUCUGUUAAUGAAAUACCCAUGAUUAGAACACAAAUCGAUGCCAUAAAAAAAUAUCAAGAAGGCAUUUUCAAGUCACAUGAAAACAAAGUAGAGCCAAAUGAAGCAUACUUUUAA